Messenger RNA from Spodoptera frugiperda (fall armyworm), 6685 nucleotides. RefSeq lists its product as uncharacterized. The transcript has 4 exons. The record is from RefSeq and is a predicted model, not a curated record. The coding region runs from base 148 to 1053 and encodes 301 amino acids. Lineage: Eukaryota; Metazoa; Arthropoda; Insecta; Lepidoptera; Noctuidae.
AUCGUUCCUUCAACUAUGAUUAAAUGUCGCAGCUUGGUGUUUAUGCGCGAAGUUUUGUUUGUUUUUCUAUAAAAAUCAACUGUUUUAAUAACAGUAUAAUUGCUAAGUUAUGUUAAUUCGUGUAUGAACUAGUUUCGGUGUAAAAAGAUGCCUUACUACUGCACAGUGCCGCGUUGUACGUCAAUGGCAGGAAAGGUGAAAAAUGUAUCAUUCCACCAAUUUCCCAGGGACGAAGAGCUUGCAAAACUGUGGAACGAUAUAUUGAAACGCGGCAAACCUUAUACGAAGUACUCUAAAGUAUGUAGUCUCCAUUUUAAACAAGAAGAUUACACAAUAACAAGCGCAGGCAAGAAUAAAGGUCAAUGGAGGACCCUCCGCAAAGAUGCUAUACCCUCUCAGAACCUGCCCUCGGAUGGACCGGCUCCAUACCCCAGAAGACAGACAGGCUCCUGGGUACCCAACAAUGUACCUGCUAUAGACCCACAGAUCCACCAGCAAGCGCAACAGCUGGCUCAAGCUAUAUAUAUGCAGACCAUGCUAGCAAUGCAAGCUGCAAGCGUGCAGGAUGCCAUGGCUAAUGGAUUUUCUAAUGGCCUCCCAACACUCCCCCCGCCUUACGACACAAAGUCCUCAACAUCGCCCACACAAGAGGAACCAGACUUAAAACCACCUACCCAAGCACCAAGCCCGCUCAGAACAGACUUGGAUCACACAUCAUCAUACAAAUGUACGGAGUGCUCAAAGUGUUUUAAGGACCCAGAUGUCUUUUUACUCCAUAAGCGGACACAUAAAGAUACCCAACCGACAAACGGUAAGGAAAACUUAGAUCUUAAUGCUAUAAAACCAGAAAUGCUUAGAGCGAAUCCGAUUCUGGCUAAUUUAUUAAAAAAUUCAGUAGAAAAAGACAUUUUCACUGCUAAUAUGUUAGAAAAACAAUUAAUGCUCAGUUUUUCCAAUAUGGAGAAUUAUUUUAAGAGUGUAUCCAAGUUUAAUAAUUGUAAUAGUUCGGCUUUAGAUGAUAGUCAAUUGGUUAUUGAUGAAAAUGUAGCUUAAGAUUUGAUUUUUACUGCUGGGAAUUUCUUUUAGAGUCUAAAAAGUAUUAAUUUUGUUGAAAAACUUCUUAUAAAUGUUUUACGAGGUGAUUCGAGUAAUUUCGGGCCUCGCCUGGGGCCUAUAAGUCUUGGAACUUGAAUUGGCACUCCAAAAAAUGAUAAUUUUGUUGAAACACUUCUUAUAAAUGUUUUACGAGGUGAUUCAACGAGUUUCGAGCCUCGGCCGGGGCCUAUAAGUUUUGAAAUUUGGAUUCUAAAUUAAUGAAUAUGUUUUAAAUCUUAAAAAGAUUUUGAUAUUUUUGGUGUAUUUUAUUCUUCAUAUUAAUUUGUUUGUAUUUGGAGGUAAGGCAGAGAUGUUAGUUACAUCUACUUUUCACCAAUUAUGUUAUAUAACCUUAUACAUCAUACAAAACUUCCAUGCUAUUAUAGGGAAUUUUGAUAAUCGAAAACACAAUAAUAUUUUACUCAACCUGAGUAUUGAACUAAGAUCUUAGCGUAGCAAUCAAUCUUGCUAACUGAAAGUCGAAAUUUCGAUUCCGAAAUUCUCUUUAGUAGCAUAAGUGCCUUAAUAUAAUUAAAAUAGGUCCCUAUUACAUGGGACUUAUAACAUAAAUGGUGAAAAGUGGGUGUCACAUUGUAUAGCGGCAUUACGUGCCGUAAUGUGCACCUCUGCCUACAAUGCAACUGGUAAAAGGCGUGAUGAUAUUUGUUUUUUAUUAAAUGUAACCAAAAAUAAAGAAAUUUCCAGCAGAAAUUCAAGUAUAUAAGUAUUAAUAUAAGACUGUACCUUUUUUAUAAUAAUAAUUACACUUUUAAAAUGGCAGAUUUUGUAUCCAGACAAUAUUUUUGGGCUAUUUUUAAACUAGGUCUUAUAAUCUACAAUCAUAUUUCUUGAGAUCUUAUAAAGCAGCUUUUUUAUAACUAUGUUAAAAACAGCGCAAUUACUAUUGUCUUGUAACUAAGUAAAAGUAUUUAAAACACCUGAAUAUAUUAAGUUUAAACUUACAAUUUUAAUCUGUUGUAUCGUCAUGAGCUAAUGUUCACAUGUAAACAGCAGCUCAUGUAGUGUAGAUGUCCAGUCUAUAGUUGACAUACUUAGGUAUCGUCCUAUUUUUUAUACAUACCAAUUAGCAUGAUCUAAUUAUACAGUGUACUUUAGUAUGCAGGGAGACAGGUUAAACAAUGUAUACAGACAACAGAUUAUAAUUUUUGUUUAUAUACUUAAAAAGCUGAAAUUGAUAGCCAAUCUUAAUUCAAAAUUUUCGAAAUUUCGACCCUGAAGUGUAGGAGAAUGAUACUUCGGCUCGACCGGAGUGAUACCACGGCCUCACAGAAAACCGACGUGAAACAACGCGUGCGUUGUGUGAGUGAGGUUACCGGAGACCCAAUUACCCCCCUCCCCAAUCCCCAAAUCCCCAACAAUCCUCAACUUCCCAACCCCCAAAAAGCCAACAACGAUACUUGUAACGCCUCUGGUGUUUCAAGUGUCCAUGAGCGGCGGCGAUUGCUUACCAUCAAGUGAUCCGUCUGCUCGUUUACCGGCUUAUACCAUAACAAAACUGGUUCUAUUAAAUUAUCAAAGAUUUUGCAUUAAGAUGGCUAUGAAUUUCAGCUAUAUAUCUGCCAUUAAAAUUUGUAAAUAACCCACCUUUAGCAUUAACAUAUAACAUAUAUUAAAAUAUUGUAUAUUUUUGUACCUUCUCACAUAAUCUUUACAUAGUAUAUAUAUGUAGAUGAGUUAGAAUGUCCCUAUGUAAUUUUAAUUACUGCAAUAUAAUGCAACUAGCCUUAUUUUUAUAACAUAAGUGGGGAUAAGUGGUUGAUACAUUUUAUAUGUAUAUUCAUUUAAAUACAGCCUUUAUUUUUUACCACCAUUCAAAUUUUUUCUAAGAUAGGCAUCAUUCAAACAAAAUUUUUAAAUAAAAAUACUUUUUACUAUAGGAAAUAACUGACUUCACUGAAGAAAAUCGGUUUAAAAGAACACUGAAAUGGUCAAAAUAACUUUUAUUUCGGAGGUCGGUGUUAAAUAAGAAACAAACAAUAAUGAGAAACACCGAUUUUCGAAAUCAAAGUCAAUUUGAUCCUUUUAAUGUUUUUUUUAACCGUCUUUCUUCAGUGAAGUCGGUUUUUUUUAAAGUUUUAUUCAUAAAGUAUUAACACAUUGAACGCCGUGGUUGUCACCGGUGACCGACGUUAGCGGAGGAUUUGCCUUCAACAGUUUUCUAUUGGCAGUCAAAGAUUUUAAAAUGUAAUGUUUGAAUUAUACCUAACUCUCAGAAAAAAAUAGGCUGUAUAAGGGACAGAAACAUAUUGAAAAUCAUGUAUUCUCAACUUCUAUAACAAUUUUAACAGUAUUAUUUUAAGACACUAUAGGAAUUUGUGCGAUUUAAACAUGUACAGUGUGUUUCGGAUCGGAUUUUCGAUACAUUGCCAACGUAUUGUACCUAUUUUAAAUUUUUACUAAAUCACUCUUACUUGGAACCGUUUUUAAAAUUUGAAAGAAUAACUGCUUAUAAAAUAUUGCAGGCAAGAAGAAAAUAAUUUAAAAGUAGAUAAAUAAGCAACAUAGCUUGAAAUGGUCAAUUAUUAAUUUGAUUUCUUUUCUAAAUGCAUUAUAAUUAUCACAAUAGCUAUUCUUUUAUUAGGUACCUAAUAUAUUUCAAAAAAUAAAUACAUACCGGCAAAAUUGAGAACCUCCUUUUUUGGGAAGACGGUUAAUAAGCUAAAAUGGUUGUUAGUCGCUUCGUUUAUUCUAGUUUUGUUAAAUUUACUCAAAGAUACACCGAUCUACACGGGUUGUUAUCAAUAAAAUUUUAAUGUAUCGAAAUUUCGAUCCCUUUAACAUUGUACACUUUUUUUUAAGAAAAAAAAAUGCAAAGCGAAGUUUUUUACGAAACUAUACUACAGUAUGAUUAUUUAUGUAUGUAUGUAUGUGAUGGAAAUGAAGAAAAUACAUACAGAAACGAAUUUAAAAAAGACUGUUUACCACCGAUUUUUUAAUGGGCGAUACCAUUUUAUUGGUAUAUACCAAUUUUUUUAAACUAAAUUAUGUAUAGGAGUUAGUUUUUAGCGGAUAUAUUAGUGCCUUAGCAUAGUUCUAUCUCGUAUAAAAUUAGUUUAUAAUAUCAAUGAAGGAUAAAUAAGUCUUUUGUAUAAAAAAACUAAUAUUUUUUAAUAAUUUUCCGCGGAUUUUAGAAGAUUUUUUACCGAUGAUCCGGUGUGAAAGUUGAGUGUUGUUUUUGUGAAAAUAACGAGAUUUUUUGUUCGGGAAAUUACUUGUUUUUAUGUUCAUGUCGAAUUUAUGGGUUUUUUUGUUUAUGAAACAAUGGAUUUGUUAUACUACAGUUUGUUCAUUUUGUUAUUAAUUUUAUUAUCAUUCGAAACUUUUGUAUGGUCCAACCCAUAUUGGAUGACAUCAUGUUUUUAGAAAUAAUUCGAGCAUUUUAGUCAUUCUUUUAAUUUUGUGUUAAUCACUUCAUAACCUUAAAUUCUUGAAACAAUAUGUAAUUUUACUUUUUUAACUUUUAAAUUAAAACAUUGCCACACUAGGAUUUUCUCCUGUGUCGUGGGGCCGUAUGUACCGAACUUGUAUGUUUGUAAAUGCAUCCACGACACGGGAGACAAUCCUAGUGUGGAGUAACGUUUUAAAAAUAAUCAAUAAUUAUGCACUUUUGAUCCAAAAACAAGAUAAAUAGUGUCUGUCUAUCAGUCAGUCCUCUAGUUGCUCUAUUUGCUCGUUCCAAAGUGUAGAUUCCUAUGGAGAAGAACGAGCAAGAAACUCCAUAGGUUACUCUUUUUAUAUGUAUAUUGAUUUGAAAGUGCGAAUCCAUUGUUUCUAUAUUAUAAUACAUAUAUAUACACUAUCAUUUUAUUUAUUAGGGGGAAAAGCAGAGUUGAUAAAAUUGUGAAAGAAAAAUGGUGUAUCAUACUUUUUGUAUUAUUUUGAUAAUAAUGUGUUAAGUAAAGGUAUUGUUAUUAUGUAAUAUUUAUAUAAAGAUUUUAAGUGUGGGAGAGCAAUGCUUCGGCACUGCUGGGCCGGCUCGACCGGAGUGAUACCACGGCUUCACAGAAAACCGACGUGAAACAACGCUUGCGUUGUGUGAGUGAGGUUACCGGAGCCCCAAUUACCUUCCCUAUCCCCGAUUCCCCAACAACCCUUAAAUUCCUAACCCCCAAAAGACUGAAAACACACUUUUAUGUAACGCCUCUGGUGUUUGCUUACCAGGCGGCGAUUGCUUACCAUCAGGUGAUCUGUCUGCUCGUUUACCGGCUUGUACCAUUAAAUUUUCCUAUACAAUAGGUACAUAUAGAAAGGUGACUAUUUAACCAACUUACAAAAUUAGGUUAAUUCCCUAACAAAAAGUGCAUUAUGCAAUACUUAUACAAUUUUUUAUACUACGGGACUUUUUGUUUACAAACAAUAGGUAGUUGUUUAUAUUUUCGUAUAGAAGAAUAAUAAAAAGGGUUUUAUUAUAUUUUGUUACAAUGAUGUCAUUUAGGUUUUCCCCUAAGGUUAGGUAAAGGUCGUUUGGUUGUCACCAGUCAAUUACAAUACGGUUGUUUCCAACUAGUCAAAUUCAAUACUUUUAUAGAAAUGUCAAAAACCGAUAUCUUUCUAUGAAUUUUGUAGGAUUGCAAAUUAUGACGUCAUACAUUUUUUGUGUAAUACUUCACAAAAUAUAUCAAGAAAAAUUAAAAAAUUGAGCAUUCAAUGCAAGCAUAUUGCUGAGCUGCUUUCCGAAAAUUUCUCAGUAGUAGCACGGAGUCUGGAAAUGUGUCUGGUAUAUUGCGUUAGGCUUCACCACAUAAAUUGUGAAAAGUGGGUGUACAUUUUACAGUGGCAUUACGUGCCGUAAUGUGCAUCUCUGCCUACCCCUUCGGGGAUAAAGGGAGUGACGAUAUUUCAGAUAUUUCAAAAUAAUCUAUACUUAUAAUAAUGAUACCUUUAUUAAUGUAUCUAUGUAUGUAUGUAUGGGUGUUUCUUCAAAAAACUUGCAACUUUUAUUUAACAAACCAUUAUUCUCCCGCGUUAUUAAGCAUCGCGGUAGCUUAUUAUCAUUCUUAUUUUUAUUGGAUUGGUUGAGAGCAGUGUCACAGCUUAAUUUAUUGAAACCAAAUUUUGUGUUUCAAUCGGCAGAAUUGUUAACUUUUGGUUGAGGAUAAUGACGCCGUUAACACAUUUAGUGCCACCGACUCGCCCGGAGAGUCCAUGUAAAUUUUAUUCCAGUGCCGUAGACUCGCCCAGCGAGUUCAAUGUUUUUGCUCUUUUUUUCCAAAAUGCAUGGUGUAUUUUUUACUUAAAAUAAUACUGAAGACCCCUAAUCCCUAAAGAUACCCUAAUCUAAAGAAUUGCAUAGAGGGUGCGACGCUACGGUUCUGGAAUUAAAUUUACGUGGACUCUCUGGGCGUGUUGGUGGCACUGAAUGUGUUAACUUAUAGUGUUUUUUUUUUUGAAGAAUCACCCUUAGACACCUCGAUAUCUGCUUUCCCCCUAAGUUAUAUAUUAUAUCGACUGAUUUACCCACAGUAUUGUAUAAAAGACUGUUCGUAUCGUAUGCUCUGAUCUCUUAAAUAAAAAAUGGAAAUAAUUUGAGAUAAAUAAAUAAACGAGUAUUAUUAAUUCUUUAGUAAAA